Molecule: messenger RNA, 439 nt
Organism: Canis lupus familiaris (dog)
Lineage: Eukaryota; Metazoa; Chordata; Mammalia; Carnivora; Canidae
Product: 60S ribosomal protein L32-like
Exons: 1
Coding region: 16-423 (135 amino acids)
Biological process (GO): translation
Cellular component (GO): ribosome; cytosolic large ribosomal subunit
Molecular function (GO): structural constituent of ribosome
Source: RefSeq, a predicted model, not a curated record
UCGAUCGCUGGGCAUAUGGCUGCCCUCAGACCUCUGGUGAAGCCCAAGAUCAUUAAAAAGAGGACCAAGAAGUUCAUCCAGCACCAGUCAGACCAAUAUGUCAAAAUUAAGCGCAACUGGCGGAAACCCAGAGGCAUUGACAAUAGGGUACGCAGAAGAUUCAAGGGCCAAAUCUUGAUGCCCAACAUUGGUUACGGGACCAACAAGAAAACAAAGCACAUGCUGCCCAGUGGCUUCCGGAAGUUCCUAGUCCACAAUGUCAAGGAGCUUGAAGUGCUGCUGAUGUGCAACAAAUCUUAUUGUGCAGAGAUUGCUCACAAUGUAUCCUCCAAGAACUGCAAAGCCAUUGUGGAAAGAGCAGCCCAGCUGGCCAUCAGAGUCACCAAUCCCAAUGCCAGGCUGCGUAGUGAAGAAAAUGAAUAAACAGCUUAUGUGCGUG